AGAAACAGAUAAGUAAGACGAAAACGAUUACAUUGAAUUGGCCAUUUAAUCUACCCUGGCACUUCUCUGGCGAUUUUUAACUGUACAUUUCAUGACUGAAUAUUAAAAAAGACAGUCAUGACUACCGCCAUUAUUCCUGUACUUGCUGCCAUGUACUUGGGCACCACUUUCGAUCUUGUGAGGUACCGAAAAGGAAAUGCUGAUAUUUAUGACGAAAAGACUCUAGAGGGAAAUUUACAGGUGAUUGAUCGUAGUUUUACGCGGUCCCAGUACAAGUUAGUUGAAACUUCUACUCAAGCCAGAGAGUUCUUGGAUGUGAGUGGUGCUCUUUCAUUGCGUAUAAAGAAGGGGGAUAUUGCUAUGGAUGGUACAGGGGCUUAUUUGAAAGACACGGCUAACAGGCAGAAAUUUGUAGAAUUACUUAUCAGAGUACAGCAUGAAACCCUGACAGAAACAAUUCCUUCUCAUUUGGAGCCAAGAAAGGAAUGGAUGACAAUGGAUCCAAAUCUAGUCGGUACGCAUUAUGUAAGAAGUAUAACUUACGGUGGUGAACUUAUUGCGUCGCUGAGGCUCAAAGCCAAUAACAGAGAGGAAAGAGAAAUUAUCAAAGCUGCUGUCAGUGCUAAUCUUCAACUCACAGGAACUUUUGAUUUGAAUGCUAAUGGUAGCUUUGAUAAGUUAAGAAAGGACUUAGCUGGCAUGUAUAACGAAGAGAUAAAAGUUAUGGCCACCAAAAGCCCCACUAGUCCACCUCAAAAUGUCGAAGAUUUGAUGAAGUUAGUGGAAGAUUAUCCUAAAGAAAUAAGCUCAAUUAAUGAGGGUAAAGGAAAAGCACUUAAGGCAGAGCUAUAUCCUCUAUCAUCUCUUAAAUCGGAUUUUCCAAAUUAUUUGCCAAACAGGGCUUUAAACUCACUUUUAAAUGAUGUCGAAACGAAGUAUGAUGAUAUAAGAACUGUUAUGCAUGACAUUUAUGCAUGGGAUAAAAAGAGAUUAGACUCUACUGAGGAAGAAGAUGAUUUGGUGAAUGAAUUAUAUGGUAGUCUGAGAGCUGCCCAAACAGCAUUUCAUACAGCUAUCACUGAUCUCGAUGUGUCACUAAAUGGUAAAGUUGAUCAGUUCAAGGAAGCUUUUAAGGCUUAUGGUACGGGGAAAGACAAUAGGCCCAACAGGUUUCAAAGAUGGUUUUGGAAGCUUCGUCAUGAGAUU
Molecule: messenger RNA, 1206 nt
Organism: Parasteatoda tepidariorum (common house spider)
Lineage: Eukaryota; Metazoa; Arthropoda; Arachnida; Araneae; Theridiidae
Source: RefSeq, a predicted model, not a curated record